AUUGCUGUUGUCGAGCCUGGUUCUACGGUCACCAUCGAAAGGCCUCCCAUUUCAGACUCAGUCUUUAAGGACUUUCACGAAGCAUUUCAGCGAGCGGAUAUACCGGCUAGCACACCUGAUUCCCGCCCCAGCUCAGCAGGGUAUCCAAUGCUGCCUACUCCGCUGUCUGCUGAUAUGGUGCAUCCAUUUAGUCAAGGCACCCCAGCCCCCAACCCCAUGACAGGCUCCAGCCCUCUUAUGGGACCAGCAGCAGACGAUCUGAACAGAUUCCUGGAGUUUGUACGGGAGCAUUCGCCUACCUACACCAACUUCCAUAUCAAUAUUGCCCGUCAGGGCGACCUCAAGCGCUGCCCCAGGAAGGAUAUUGGAGUGAUCAAGAUGGGAUGGCUGAUCACAAUGCAAGAAUUCUGGCCUAAAUGGAAGACUGCCCAGCGAAAUAUGCAUGCUUGGAAGCGGACGCUUGAACCGCCAGUUUUUGAGGCCGCGGACGAUUGA
Molecule: messenger RNA, 495 nt
Organism: Saitoella complicata NRRL Y-17804
Lineage: Eukaryota; Fungi; Ascomycota; Saitoellomycetes; Saitoellales; Saitoellaceae
Exons: 2
Source: RefSeq, a predicted model, not a curated record